AUGAGUGAUGAAGAUUUGAGCGAUUCGGAAAGUGAAAAUAACCAAGAGGAAGACGAGGAAUUUACAUCAGAUGAUGAACAGUUAACUGAUAAUGAAUUUCAGGAAUCAGAUAUAGAAGAUACAAUUCAAAGUGACGAUAAUAUUGAAGAAUUCGAACAAGGACUAACAAUAUCUAAUAGAAUGAGAGUGAAACACGCACGUAAAUUAUUUUUCGAUGACAAACAAAAACAAUAUAAUUCAAUAAUAGCUAAAGAAGUUUCUCAAAAAGUUAAAGAAAAAUGGACAGAUAUUAUGGAUACGGUAGGAGAACAAUCAAUGUUUGAGUUUAAUAUUUUAAAAAGUUUGGUAAAUGGUGAUAGUCAAUCUACCAAAGGGACUAGUACAACACAUACAGAAGAAUUAGAAAUUAAACAAAAAGGAGAUGAAUGGGACUAUACAAUUGGAUUGAAAGAGGAAAUUGAGAAAUCGCUCAACUCUAUUGAUGAUAAGGAAGAAACAAGCGAUACAGAAGAAAAUGAAUCAGAAGAGGACGAAGAAAUUACUGAUGAUGAGGAUUGA
Messenger RNA from Naegleria gruberi, 558 nucleotides. RefSeq lists its product as uncharacterized. The transcript has a single exon. Bases 1 to 558 code for a protein of 185 amino acids. The record is from RefSeq and is a predicted model, not a curated record. NCBI's taxonomy places the organism in Eukaryota, Heterolobosea, Eutetramitea, Acrasida, Naegleriidae.